UGUAAAGAGAGAUAGAAGAUAAACCUGGAAGAUGUAUAAAGCAGGAACAAGGUUUAUCUGGCUGUUCACACUUCUUUGGGGGACUGGUAACUUUUUCACUGUGAAGAGAGGUGGUUCGGCCGGCUAUGUGAACGUCACAGCAUAUAGUCAAUUGCCUAAAGAGUGUAAUGUGGAUGGCUUUAAAAAUUGGUUCAAUGUGGACAAGUUCUGCGUCCAAUACUUCAGUAACCCUCUAAACUUCUCUCAGGCAGAGUUCAGCUGUAGAGCUAAAGCCCCUGGUGGACACCUAGUGUCAGUGCAUAAUAGAAAUUCUAAUUAUGAUUUGCUCGCCAUUGUGAUGAAGUUUAACCCAAAGAACCUGCGCAUCUGGCUUGGAGGAUAUGAAUUUUUCAAGUCUGGUAAAUUUCUUUGGAUUGAUGGUACUUUCUGGGACUAUCAAAUUUGGACACCUGGGGAGCCCAGCAGCCUUUUCACUAGCCAGGAAGAAUGUGUGGAGAUGAACUGGAACCAUGUUGGCAAGUGGAAUGAUGACUCUUGUUCAGUCAAAAAAAACUACAUAUGCGCCUUCAAACGAAAGGGUCUCAUGGAUGAGUAGACUGAGACCUGAGAUAAUUUUUCACAGCAU
Molecule: messenger RNA, 625 nt
Organism: Triplophysa rosa
Lineage: Eukaryota; Metazoa; Chordata; Actinopteri; Cypriniformes; Nemacheilidae
Exons: 6
Coding region: 32-595 (187 amino acids)
Molecular function (GO): signaling receptor activity
Source: RefSeq, a predicted model, not a curated record